AGAAGCUUGGGCCUGUCUCGCCCUCCCUCUCUUUCACACUGCUCUGUCAUGAUGCAGGCACGGACAUUGGUUGUUUUCCUGAUUGUUGUUUUUGUGGCUGUCACUCUUUCUGCGCCAAUAAAUGAUGGCAUAGACUAUAAUGAGAAAACAGAGGCACUGCUAGACUUACUGACUGAUGCUAACAGUGAAGUUUACCCGACUAAUAGCUCUGUAAAUGAAGACUCAGCAGGAACUACAGAUGGAAAGGACUCUGCAGAGAAAGCAGAAGGCACAGCAAGUGACACAUCAGAUCCAACAGAAAAGCCAGGUGACACAAAUCAGGAUGAACCCACCAGUGGUCCAGAUUCAAAAGAUUCCUCUGAAUCUGCAGUACAAAAGGACUCAGACAUGCAAGACCCAGCUGAAGAGAAUAAUAAAGAUCCUUCAGAUGAUACAGAGGGAACAGUAGAGACACAAACAGAUUCUGCUGAUACUGACACAACACUCAUAUCAUCAAAUGAAAUGGACUCUCCAGAAUCUGAAAAACACAAGUCAGAUGCCAGCACUGAUGCAAAUAAGGACAGUAAGGAACAAGACGUGGACAAAACCUCAGAAAUGGAGGACAAGGACAAAACUGCCCACAAAGCUGUAGACACUGAUGGAAAUGGUGAUCAGACUAAAGACAAUGAGGUGAAAGAUUCAUCAGAAAGAAAGGACAAGACCAGCAAGCAUGAAGAUGCUGAGAAAGACACUGACCAUGACACAGCAAAUUCUUCAGACAUUACAGAGAUGAGUGACAGCACUGAGAAGACUGACAAGGACAACAACAGAGAUGGUGAUGAGAAUAAUAAAGAUAGAGACAAUGGCACGGACAGUGAUGAAGAUGAGGAUAAAAACAAUGACAGGGACAGUAAAGAAGAUGAGGAUAAAGACAAUGGCAGGGACAGUGAUGGAGAUGAGGAUAAAGACAAUGACAGGGACAGUAAAGAAGAUGAGGAUAAAGACAAUGACAGGGACAGUAAAGAAGAUGAGGAUAAAGACAAUGACAGGGAGAGUAAAGAAGAUGAGGAUAAAUACAAUGACAGGGACAGUAAAGAAGAUGAGGAUAAAGACAAUGACAGGGACAGUGAUAAAGAUGAGGCCAAAGAUGAUGACAGGGACAGUGAUAAAGAUGAGGACAAAGACAAUGACCAGGACAGUGAUAAAGAUGAGGACAAUGACAGGGACAGUGAUAAAGAUGAGGACAAUGACAGGGACAGUGAUAAAGAUGAGGACAAAGACAAUGACAAGGACAGUGAUAAAGAUGAGGAUAAAGACAAUGACAGGGACAGUGAUAGAGAUGAGGAUAAAGACAAUGACAGGGAUAGUGAUAAAGAUGAGGAUAAUGACAGGGACAGUGACAGAGAUGAGGAUAAAGACAAUGACAGGGACAGUGAUAGAGAUGAGGAUAAAGACAAUGACAGGGACAGUGAUAGAGAUGAGGAUAAAGACAAUGACAGGGACAGUGACAGAGAUGAGGAUAAAGACAAUGACAGGAAUAGUGAUAAAGAUGAGGAUAAAGACAAUGACAGGGACAGUGAUAGGGAUGAGGAUAAAGACAAUGACAGGGACAGUGAUAGAAAUGAGGAUAAAGACAGUGAUAGAGACAGUAAGAAAGAUGAUAGGGACAGCGAUGGAGACAGCAGUAAAGACAGAGACACAGAAAAUAAUGUGGACAGCCAAGCCAUAAAAGAUGAGCAGGAUAUUGCAGACAGUGACAAGGACACCACAGAUGACACAAGCAUUGACAAAAGCAGUGAGAAAGAAAUGACUGGUGAGGAGGAAAAGGACACUGACCAAGAGACAGAUAGCAAGUCUGAAGAAUCUGUGAGCGAUUCUCAGGCACACACAUUCAUGUCGGACUCUUCAAGUAAAGAAGAUAGCCAGGACAGAGAGAUGAGCAGCACUGAGUCCACUGAUAAAGACAGCUCAGACAGUACAGACCAUGCUGACAAGGACAGCACUGAGACAGAUGGAGAAGGUGCAACAUCACUUGAAACAGCAGAAGACUCUCAGGGUGACUCCAGUGAUGAGAAUGACAACAAUGACUCAAGGGAUGCAGCAGAGUCAAAAUCACAGGAGGACAACACUGAUGAAGACACAGAUGUAGACACAACUGAUGAAGAUAAAGAUACAGAUAUGGAUGAAGAUGAUACAGUGCAUUAUGAUGCUGAGGCAAUCCCAUUUGAUGUACCGGACCAGCCAGAUCAUCUGGAUGACACACCACAAGGGUCUCUUGUUGGUAGCAAUAAUGCUUCUCUAAGCUCCUAGCACCCAGAAUAUCACUGGAUGAAACAGUUUAACAGGGUCAUUAUGGUGAAAUACUAAAAGACAAGCAACUGAAGUCACUGUGCUAACCAGCCAUUUUGAUUCCCUAUUAACAUGACAUUUUAUAACCUUCUAUUCCAUCUCAUGAAGGGUUCUUGGAUGGAAAAUAAAUUAUU
This is a messenger RNA of Neoarius graeffei (lesser salmon catfish), 2462 nucleotides long. It is a transcript of the gene stm, whose product is annotated as starmaker. Lineage: Eukaryota; Metazoa; Chordata; Actinopteri; Siluriformes; Ariidae. The transcript has 20 exons. Bases 49 to 2289 code for a protein of 746 amino acids. The record is from RefSeq and is a predicted model, not a curated record.